This is a messenger RNA of Cryptomeria japonica (Japanese cedar), 2413 nucleotides long. RefSeq lists its product as uncharacterized. Bases 281 to 2062 code for a protein of 593 amino acids. The record is from RefSeq and is a predicted model, not a curated record. Lineage: Eukaryota; Viridiplantae; Streptophyta; Pinopsida; Cupressales; Cupressaceae. The transcript is spliced from 3 exons.
GACCUGGUUACACAACCGAAACACAAGUCUUCAAAUAAUAUCUGCCAAAAGCUUUUCAAUCGAGUCGGAUUGAAACGCUUAGGACAACGGAAAUCAUCUUUCCUCGCCGUUUUCGCUGUAAUCUGGAUUCAAUCGGGGUUGUCUGUGAACUCGCUUUCGUUUAUCCACUCUGGUAAAUUUUGACACUACUUUUUUUUGGUAUGAGGAUUUUUCUAGGUAAAAAAUUCAGCAGAGAUGAUAAGUUUUGACUAAUAUUCAGAGAACAAACCAGAAGUUCGAAAUGCCCACUUUUUCGGCCAUUACAGUAGAAAGGGUGGUAGAAAGCAAUGAAAAAACCAAGGCCAAACUGAAAAACAAAUCGUUAACCGAAAGAAAGGGUGCCCCUCCUCGUUUUGGUUCGCCAAUACUUUACACCACGCCCAAAAGCACUCCAAUUCCUUACAUUUCAAGAUCUUUUACAGCAUCCCCUUACGUUAUCAAUCAUAAAAGAAGGGGGCCUCCUCCUGUGAUUGUGGAGAAAGUCGAAGUCAACGAUGCCCCCUGCCAGAAUGGAUUUCUGUUGGGUGACAGAGAUCGAGAUUGUCGAGAUUGUGAUACUCAAAAGGGGAUUACUGAAAAUAAGAUCAUAAGUGAUGAAAUAGGGAUCAAUAAUGAAGAAAUUAAAGAAACCCAACAAGAAAAUAAGGAAAUUGGGGCUAAGAGCUAUAACGAAAAAAAUAUAAACAAUAUAGAAAACAGGGAAAAAAAAUAUCUUAGUGUAAGGGAAGACAGUGCGGUAGCAGAAAAAUCUAAAAGUGUCUUGAUACAGGACAAGGGUGUAAAUCAAGAACUUAAUGUAGAAAUCAGAACAAUUGGGAUUUUGGGGGCCGAGGAGGUGUUAAACAAGCAAAAAUAUAAAAAAAAUAAGGUCAAUGGUGAUAAAAUUAGGGCAGAUGAAGAAACAAGGAUAAGGGAAGGAAAUGGGUUUAAAGAAAGGGAUAAUGAAAAUGAGGUCAAUGGCAAUGAAAAUAUGGCGGAGGAAGAAAUCAGAAUAAGAGAAGAAAAUGGUGUAACAGAGAAAAGUAUUGUAAAAGAGGAAAUGGGUGUUAGUCAAGAAUUUGGUGUAGAAAUAAGGAAAAUUGAUACUGAAGGAUUCGAGGGGUUGUUGAAGGGCAUUAAAGUGAAAUGCGAUCUUGCCGAUACAGAGUUAGAAUCACCUGCUGAAGGCAGACUGAAAUUGGAUUCUAAUUUGCGGGAUUUCUCACCAGAGGGAAUGAUGGAUGGGUCUGUUGUAUCUAAUGAUCAGGAUAAUGUGGCAACGGCAUUGAACAUGAGGAAGUUUCCUUUUUCAGGGUUGAAUAAGGUUAAGACCAUCAAUGGGCAGACUGAAUUCUGUUGUGUGCCGGAAAAUGAAAUCUGUUUGAAGAGCAGUGGCGAUGAAGUAUUCAGAUCUUCAGGUGACUUAGACUAUACUCCAAGGACAAAUCGAAGUGAUUUCUUUGAUGCAGAGGAUGAUCUCCCCCCUGAAGAUGAUCUGGGGCCAUCCUCACGGAGCUACAACUCAAGGACACAUGCUGAACUUGAUAUCCUAAGAUCAAAAAUUUCUAUGGAGAUAGGACGGCGCAUAAGGGUGGAAGAAGCUUUAUCACUUUUGCAGAACCUUUGGCAAGAAAUUAUAGAGAAAUUUACAUUGAGUGGGGUGUCAUUAUCAUCAAUAGAAAUUGAUGGAAAUAGAAUGGCUAGCUUUGUUGACGAUGUCUGUGGUCAGUUAACCAUUGCAAGGACAGUGGCAAAUGCUGUUGGAAGGGCAUCAAUAAGAGCAGAAACAGAACAUGAGAUGAAGGUUCAGAUUGAUAAUAAAAAUACUGAGAUUUCAAGGUUACGUGAUAAAUUCCAGUACUAUGAGUUGGUCAAUCGCGAAAUGUCUCAACGGAAUCAAGAAGCCAUAGAACUUGCAAGGAGACGCCGACGAAGACUGAAGAAAAGACAACAGUGGCUCUGGAGUUCCUUUGCCAUAUCAAUUGCCAUUGGUGCAACAGCUGUGUCAUUACGGCAUAAAUUUAUACACACUGAGUUCAAAUGAAAGAUCGGAUGCCUUCAUAGUGCAGAAGAUCUAACUUUUCAUGAAAUGACAUUUGAUAGUGUAUAUUUAUAAUUUUUAUUUGGUAGGAAGGGAGUUGGCCCGUUGGGUUAGUUCCAUUUUUGAUACCUUGCCUACCAAUGCUCCAUGGCACGGUGACAAUAUAACAACAAAAUUAAGCAAUACCGAUGAGUUCCCUUUUUCCUGGGUCUGGUUAUCUAAUUUGAAAAUGUAGAGAAUAUCUCAUUCCAGUUUUUCUUGGUCUCUGAAGAUUGAAGUUAUUACAAUCAGCAUAUCAGUUGUUUGUAGAAAUUGAUGAAAGCGAAUAUGUUAGAAAGCAAAUUUUGUUGGGAA